UUACCCUGGACUCGUGGCAGACCCUGCCCCUCUCUUCAGUGGUUGUGGAUCCAUCCAUCAGGGACUUUGAUGUUGCCCACAUCAGCACUACAGCCACCAAAAGCUUCUCUGUGGCCUGGGACUUCUGCUUAUGGGAAUGUUCCCGUCACCAUGCCUGUCUUGUCACCACGCUGAAGACCCAGCCUGGAGUUGUGAGGUGUGUGUUCUACCCUGACACCCAGAGCUGCACACAUAGUCUACAGAGCCAGACCUGCCAGCUUUUGCUCCGUGAAGAGGCUACGUACAUCUACCGGAAGCCUGGCAUCUCUCUGUUCUGCUCUGAGGCAACAUCCACACCUUCUGUGCCCAUCGACCCCCUUGGCCAUCUGCAGGGUGGGUCCCAGAUCGUCCAGGUGGGCACUUCAUGGAAGCAGGUGUACCAGUUCCUCGGAGUUCCCUAUGCUGCCCCACCUUUAGCAGACAACCGCUUCCGGGCACCAGAACCCUUGAACUGGACAGGCUCCUGGGAUGCCACCAAGUCAAGAGCCAGCUGCUGGCAGCCAGGCACCCGCACACCCACGCCUCCCCAAAUCAGUGAAGACUGCUUGUAUCUCAACGUGUUUGUCCCUGAGGACCUGGCCCCCAAUGCAUCAGUACUGGUGUUCUUCCACAAUACCAUGGAGAUGGAAGGCAGUGGAGGACUGCUGACUAUUGAUGGCUCCUUCCUGGCUGCAGUUGGCAACCUCAUUGUGGUCACUGCCAACUACCGAGUGGGAAUCUUUGGCUUCCUGAGUUCAGGCUCCAGUGAGGUGGCUGGAAACUGGGGGCUGCUGGACCAGGUGGCAGCUUUAACCUGGGUGCAAACCCACAUCAGAGAAUUUGGUGGGGACCCUCGGCGUGUGACACUGGCAGCAGACCGCAGUGGGGCUGAUGUGGCCGGAAUCCACCUUCUCAACACCAAGGCUGCCAGACGCCGUCUCUUCCGGAGGGCUCUGCUCAUGGGAGGCUCUGCACUGUCCCCUACUGCAGUCAUCAGCCCUGAGAGGGCUCAACAGCAAGCAGUGGCUUUGGCGAAGGAGGUCGGCUGCCCCACCUCAUCCAGCCAGGAAGUGUUGUUCUGCCUUCGCCAGAAACCUGCCAACAUCCUCAACGAUGCUCAAACCAAGCUCCUGGCCGUGAGUGGCCCUUUCCACUACUGGGGCCCGGUCGUUGAUGGCCAGUACCUCCUUGAAGCUCCAGCCAGAGCACAGCGGAGGCCUCUGCCAGUGAAGGUGGAUCUGCUCAUAGGGGGUUCCCAGGAUGAUGGUCUCAUCAAUAGGGCCAAGGCUGUGAAGAAAUUUGAGGAGAGCCAAGGUCGAACCAACAGCAAAACAGCCUUUUACCAGGCACUGCAGAACUCCCUGGGUGGCGAGGACUCCGACGCCCGUGUCCUCACUGCUGCCACAUGGUAUUACUCCCUAGAGCACUCCACAGAUGACUACGCCUCCUUCUCCCGGGCACUGGAGAAUGCCACCCGGGACUACUUCAUCAUCUGUCCCAUAAUCAACAUGGCCAGAUUCUGGGCAAGGAGGACCCGAGGAAGCAUCUUCAUGUACCACACCCCAGAGAGCUAUGGCCAUGACAGUCUGGAACUUCUGGCAGAUGUACAGUAUGCUUUUGGACUACCCUUCUACGCUGCCUACGAGGGCCAGUUCUCAGCCGAGGAGAAGAGCCUGUCGCUGAAAGUCAUGCAGUACUUCUCCAACUUCAUCCGAUCUGGAAAUCCCAACUACCCACAUGAGUUCUCAAGAAAAGCACCCGAGUUUGCAGUACCCUGGGCUGACUUUGUCCCUGGAGCAGGAGGAGAGAGCUACAAGGAGUUCAGUGUUCGGCUUCCCAACCGUCAGGGCCUGAAACAAGCUGACUGCUCCUUCUGGUCCAAGUACAUCCAGGCUCUGAAGGCAACAGAUGGAGCCAAAGACACACAGUUGACAGAGAGUCAAGAGGAAGUCUUAGCAGUGGGGUCUGAGCUAGAAGAAGACCUCUCCGGCCCCAUGGAGCCUGGCCCCAAGAGCUACAGCAAGUGACCAGCCCUGAGAUCUCCCACCCACCCUUCCAACCCCACCCUAUACUGCCCACCAUGGUGACCUCACUGUAUACAAUAGCCGUUUUCGUUCAAUAAAAUGUCUGCA
Molecule: messenger RNA, 2150 nt
Organism: Nannospalax galili (Upper Galilee mountains blind mole rat)
Lineage: Eukaryota; Metazoa; Chordata; Mammalia; Rodentia; Spalacidae
Product: thyroglobulin-like
Exons: 13
Biological process (GO): thyroid hormone generation
Source: RefSeq, a predicted model, not a curated record